This is a messenger RNA of Magnolia sinica, 2752 nucleotides long. Its product is annotated as pentatricopeptide repeat-containing protein CRR2, chloroplastic-like. Gene Ontology annotation, molecular function: zinc ion binding; RNA binding; protein binding. The transcript has a single exon. NCBI's taxonomy places the organism in Eukaryota, Viridiplantae, Streptophyta, Magnoliopsida, Magnoliales, Magnoliaceae. Bases 106 to 1992 code for a protein of 628 amino acids. The record is from RefSeq and is a predicted model, not a curated record. Gene Ontology annotation, biological process: RNA modification.
AUCGAGGUGGGCCUUAUGGUCAGGGUUCCACUCACGUAGUGAGUCACAUGGCUAGCUCGGGGGUCGCUGCCAAGUCGCACUCGUUUUUGAAUCCCAAACACGCCAAUGAGAUUUCCACUCUCCUUCCCGACUAUGCUUUCCUCCGUAUGGCGAAGAUUGCUUCAUUCUCCAUAUCUCCCCGUCAUUUUCUUUCCUUGUACAGCAAACCCAAAUUCCAAAUUCCACUCCUUUGCACGGAAACCCAUUUCUUCUGACAAUCCCAACGACACUUCCUACUACUCCUCUCUCCUCCAGUCCUGCAUCAAUCGGAAAUCGAUCGAGCCCGGAAAACAGCUCCACGCCCAUAUCCUCCUCUUAGGUCUUGGCUCCGAUCCCAUCUUGGGCACAAAGCUUGUCAAUCUGUACUCUGUUUGCAACUCACUGCCCUACGCCCACCUAUUGUUUGAUAAAAUUCCCAAAGGAAAUAUCUUCCUAUGGAACGUUCUCAUUCGUGGGUACGCCUGGAAUGGGCCCCACGAAGUUGCCCUCUCCCUUUACUACCAGAUUCUGGAUUAUGGUCUCAAACCAGACAACUUCACUUUCCCAUUCGUCCUCAAGGCCUGCUCGGCCCUCUCUGCAAUUCGAGAAGGAAGAGACAUUCACGAACAUGUGGUACAGACGGGGUGGGAGUCUGACGUCUUUGUAGGUGCUGCUCUAGUCGACAUGUAUGCGAAGUGCGGGUGUGUCAAUAACGCACGGGAGGUCUUUGAUAGAAUUUCCAGCAGAGAUGUGGUACUUUGGAACUCCAUGAUUGCUGCUUACUCUCAAAAUAGCCAUCCUGCUGAAGCGCUCUCUCUGUGCCGUGAAAUGGCUAGGAUAGGUUUCAGGCCAACCACUGCGACACUUGUGACGGUGAUCUCAGCUUCAUCGGAUGUUGCUGCUCUCCCUCAGGGGCGGGAAAUCCACGGGUUCAGCUGGAGACAUGGAUUCGAGUCUCAAGACAAGGUGAAAACCGCUCUGAUCGAUAUGUAUGCUAAGAGCGGGUGGGUCAGGGUUGCUCGGGUUUUGUUUGAACGCCUUGCUGAGAAAAGGGUCAUCUCUUGGAAUGCCAUGAUAUCGGGCUACGGAAUGCAUGGCCACGCCAGCAAAGCUCUCUCAUUGUUUGAGGAAAUGAAGGCAGCAGCUCAGCCAGACCAUAUCACGUUUGUUGGAGUUCUUUCUGCGUGCAGCCAUGGAGGUUUGAUAGACGAAGGAUGGUGUUACUUCAAUUCAAUGGUGACGCAUUACUCGAUAAAACCAGCAGUUCAGCAUUAUACUUGCAUGGUCGACCUCCUCGGUCACUCUGGUCGACUAGAUGAAGCAUACGAUCUCAUCAUGGGAAUGGCAAUGAAUCCUGAUUCUGGCAUAUGGGGUUCAUUGCUGAAUUCAUGCAAGAUUCAUGGAAAUGUGGAAUUGGGUGAGAAGGCAUUGCAGAGGCUGAUUGAUCUGGAGCCUGAAGAUGCAGGCAAUUACGUGAUUCUGUCGAACAUAUAUGCGCAAGCCGGGAAAUGGGAAGGUGUUGCCGACGUAAGGAAGCUGAUGAAGGAGAGAGGAUUGAAGAAGAGCAUUGCUUGUAGCUGGAUUGAAGUGAAGAACAAGGUGCAUGCGUUUCUUGCCGGAGAUGUAUCCCAUCCUCAAUCGGAUGGCAUUUACGCAGAGCUAGAGAGGUUGCGAGGGCUCGUGAAGGAAGCUGGCUAUGUGCCAGAUACCGGGCCUGUUUUUCAUGAUGUGGACAAUGAUGAGAAGAUGAAUAUGGUGUGGAGUCACAGUGAGAGGCUGGCAAUUGUGUUUGGGCUCAUCAAUACGGCGCCGGGGACAAGGCUUCUGGUGACCAAAAACCUUCGAGUCUGCGACGAUUGCCACACUGCCAUCAAGUUCAUCUCCAAGAUAGUUGAUAGGGAAAUCAUAGUCAGGGAUGUGAAUCGGUAUCAUCAUUUUAGACAUGGUGCUUGUUCCUGUGGAGAUUAUUGGUAAACAAAUUGAAGGGAAAUGUGAAGAGAGGUGCAAUCAGCUGCCACAAGCGCUAGUGUAGCAUGUGAUGCAAGAUCUGAGCUGCUCAUGAGGUGGGCCUCGCUGAGAUUGUCUGUUCAGGAUAUCUGGCUUGUCUGCCAGCUGGUGUGUCCGCGUAUCUUAAAUGUGGAUUAUUGGUUAACGUCUUUGAUGAGCUGAUUGUCCUAAUUUUUAGGCCAUGGCAUAGGCCUGUUGGUUGGCUUGGAUAUUGCUUGUGUUCCACAUUGGCACAUGUGAGCCGCAAGUGCGAUUGCAAUUGGAGGAGCCAUAGGGUCCUGCUCAUCACCAAACGACUUGAAAUGGAGGGAGUGAUUCUGUGCAUGCGGGGCAAUGGUUUGGCGAUCCUACUGUUGAUCCGAUUACAAGCACAUCUGAUGGGAGCCGCCUUGAAACUCAUCAAGAUUGGAAGAUCCUAACCUUUUGAUCAAAUGACCCACAAAAAGAUGGUUAAUCAGAUUGUCCAUGUUUUGAGGAAAAUAGUACAACAAUCAAAGCCUUGAAGUAUUCAACGCACAGAUUUUUAUUUUUAUUUUUGGGGUUGUAGCCUAGAACCAUCCAUGGAGGGGCCAUCAUGUAAACGGUUUGGAUAAUGGGAACAUGUAGGGAAUCUUGCGUCAGCAAAAAUUCCUAUAAUUCUCUUUGGAAAGAGACACAAGUGCUAAAUCUCCACUAUUGUGAUUCUUCUAUUUUGGAGAAAGAAAUAAAGACGAUAAUUUAUAUGCAA